AUGCCAUCUACUACCACGCCUUCCACCACCCCCUCCUCCACUCCUCAAUACAAACUCAUCUUCCGCGUGCCCCCCUCCCACCUCGAACCCUGCAAACAAGCCGUUUUCGACGCCGGCGCCGGCGCCUACCCCGGCGGCAUGUACGCCGACUGCUGCUGGGAAGUCCUGGGCAUGGACCAAUUCCGACCAACCGACAAGGCCUCCCCUUUCAUCGGGCAACCGGGCCGACUGGAGCGCGUGGCCGAGUAUCGGGUGGAGACGCUGUGCGUGGGCGAGGAUGUGAUGCGGGAGUCGGUGAAGGCGUUGCGCAAGGUGCAUCCGUACGAGCAGAUUGUGAUUGAGGUGGUGCAGUUGAUUGAUAUUGAUGGGAAGGAGUUUUGGUGA
This is a messenger RNA of Penicillium diatomitis, 384 nucleotides long. RefSeq lists its product as uncharacterized. Lineage: Eukaryota; Fungi; Ascomycota; Eurotiomycetes; Eurotiales; Aspergillaceae. Bases 1 to 384 code for a protein of 127 amino acids. The record is from RefSeq and is a predicted model, not a curated record. The transcript has a single exon.